AUGAAGGGCCAACCUGUCGAUCAGCUCGUUUACGAGUGCAUGUUUCCUCGACCUAAAAGCAACGAUCCUCAAAGUUUCCAAAUUCUCCUCCAACGAAACCUGAUUCCAGAGGUUCGCCAGGAAACUCACGCUUUUUACGGCCACCUCGACACCCAGGAAGCGAAAUACCCUGGCCUCGAUUACACUCACAAAACCCAUCGUAUUCGCCUUUCUCGGUGGGCCUGGCACCGACGCCUUUUCCGCGCUUUCGACAACCUUCAGCUUACCGAUGCCGAAAUCGCUGGUUUGACCAAGUGGGAGGGAACCAAAUGGGCCAAGGAAAAGUACGAGAAGGAACAGGGUUACGUUAUUCAUGAUACCACCGCCGACGGAUUCCCCGACUGGACCGAUAUUCAACAUUUGCCUCGUUCUUCCCGCAGCCGUUCUGCAGAGGUCGGCUAUGUUGGACUUGAUGAUCUCGACAACGAUAUGGACGUCGAGAGCGAAGAUGAGCUGGACAGUGUAGGCGUUGAGUUGAACGAGCGUCUCAGAGAUGGAGUUGCAAGACGUGAGGCCGGUGACACUACAGCCGUGCUCGACGAGGAAUGGGAACAGUGGCUCAAGAACGCCAUUGAAUCGGGUGAUAUCAGUCUUGAAAACGACCACGUCUUCCACGAGAAUGCCACUCCUGGUGCGCUUUUCCCUCCAGGCUUGCUUACCACCGCCCGAGCCGGCCGAUGGGACGAGAUCCCCGAGUCUCUUCACCGCAUACUCCGCCGCGUUCUACAGUCUGAGCCGCAAUCACUAUCGCAAACGACAAACCUUUCUCCAAGUGACGCUAAUCUCAUGAAUUUCUACAACAACGGAAUGAAUCUGCUCCAUACAUGGGGCCGACGCCGCAGCUUCUCAGGUCUUCGUCUACCGGUCGGCGAUUCUAGUUAG
Molecule: messenger RNA, 921 nt
Organism: Fusarium coffeatum
Lineage: Eukaryota; Fungi; Ascomycota; Sordariomycetes; Hypocreales; Nectriaceae
Exons: 1
Coding region: 1-921 (306 amino acids)
Source: RefSeq, a predicted model, not a curated record